Molecule: messenger RNA, 2306 nt
Organism: Phalaenopsis equestris
Lineage: Eukaryota; Viridiplantae; Streptophyta; Magnoliopsida; Asparagales; Orchidaceae
Product: cation/calcium exchanger 4-like
Exons: 1
Coding region: 215-2128 (637 amino acids)
Biological process (GO): monoatomic cation transport; transmembrane transport
Cellular component (GO): membrane
Molecular function (GO): monoatomic cation transmembrane transporter activity
Source: RefSeq, a predicted model, not a curated record
GCGUCGCCGUCGAGGAGUUUUCCAGGUGAAGCCCUUGAACUUCAUCUCUAUCUCAAGAUUCUAAAAUUCCUCCCAUCGAUCUGUUCCGAACCCUAAAACUCUCCUCACCCAUUCUGUAUUUGUUGCUAAUUCAUCUGCGUCAGCCUCAACUGUAUCCUGAUGAUCGGCUUCACUCUUCGUUAAUCGACUAGAGAAAUUGAAGCAGGUAUUGGGCAUGGAGAAGAGGCAUCCCCCUGAAUUUCGUUCCGUGUUUCAUGUUCUCUGUACUCUGAUUCUUCUUUUAUUCAUCUUAAACCGAGAUGACGUUAUCGGAAACCCUAUUCUCCGCAAAAGCAGUAGUUUUAUCUCCCCUAGGCCGCUUCCGAAACCCUCCCCUAUUUUCCACCGCCAUCUCUUCGAGCUUUCAUUGAAUUAUUCUUCUUCGUCGAGGGAAAUCCCACGGAAUGAUCUGGAGAAUCCAAAGGACGCUUGCUCCGGGAUAGCCCAGCACGAGGGCGCUCGGUGCGAUUUUCUAAAGUUGCACCCCCACUGUGGUUCCGGUGGGUUCAUCGAUUACAUCACCUUCUUUUACUGCGAUUGUGAGGAAGUUCAAAUCUUGGGGUAUGCCGUUCUUGUUUUGUGGCUUCUCGCUCUAUUUUAUCUAUUGGGCAACACAGCUGCAGAUUACUUUUGUUGCAGCCUUGCCAAACUCUCCGCUUUAUUGAAGCUUCCACCUACUCUUGCUGGUGUGACCUUGCUUCCGCUUGGAAAUGGGGCUCCUGAUGUUUUUGCCAGCAUUGCGGCCUUUGUGGGAACUGGAGCUGGAGAGGUUGGUCUUAACAGCGUGCUUGGUGGUGCAGUCUUUGUUACUUGCGUAGUUGUUGGGAUUAUUUCUGUAAUUACUGCUGGAAAGAAUGUCCACAUUGACCGUAAAUGUUUCUUAAGAGAUGUUGGAUUUUUCUUAUCAGUCUUGUCAGCCUUGUCAUUGACCUUAAUUGUUGGGAAGAUAAGUGUGUGGGGAGCAAUCUUGUUUGUUUUCAUCUACGUGGUUUAUGCUUUUGUGGUUACAGCAAAUGAGAUUCUGACAAAGCAUACAAGGAAGUUGAAGUUGAAUGUUGCAACUCCGCUGCUUCCUGUUGCAGGGCGUUUCUUUGCGAACGAGGAGGAUGAAUCUGUUCAUAGAUCUCUGCUUGAUGAUGAAUUAGAUAAUGGCGUGCCCCAGUUGCAUAAUAACUUGCCUCAGUGGAUGUGGGCUUCUAAUGUGGCAAUAUACUCAAACUGUGUGCAUAAGGGCGGGUCAACUAACAAUUCUAAUCCUUUAUGGGGUUGGAAUGAAGAAGAUGGUGAACGAGAUAUUGUGUUUUCCUGUAGUAAACUCUUUUUAAUUUUUGAGGUUCCACUUUCACUUCCAAGGAGACUGACAAUUCCAAUCGUUGAGGAGGAAAGGUGGUCUAAAAAGUAUGCAGUUGCUAGUGCAACAUUGGCACCUUUGCUUGUGGCAUUUUUGUGGAGUUCUAGAGAUCCCGGGGGUUCCCAAUUGACUUUUGCUGCUUUUAUGUUCAGUGGCGUUGUAGGCAUUGCUUUAGGGAUUUCUGCUUUCAUAUUCACCAAUAAUGAAUGUCCACCACAAAGGUUCUUAUUUCCAUGGGUUUUUGGAGGCUUUGUGAUGAGUAUUGUUUGGUUUUAUAUAGUCGCCAAUGAGCUGGUCGCUCUUUUUCUGGAUUUGGGUGUGAUCUUGGGUAUCAACCCUUCGAUUCUUGGAUUAACAGUAAUGGCAUGGGGUAAUUCCAUGGGUGAUUUGAUGUCAAAUAUUACUUUAGCUUUGAGAGGUGGCGAUGGUGUGCAAAUUGCAUUCUCUGGUUGCUAUGCAGGGCCCAUGUUCAAUAUUCUUGCUGGUCUCGGUAUAUCCAUGCUGCUUGGAGCCUGCUCGGUUGCCCCUUCGUCAUAUGUUCUUCCAGUAGACAGUUCAUUGAUUUGUACAAUGGGUUUUCUAAUGGCUGGGCUUACCUGGGCUUUGUUUAUCUUACCAAGAAAUGACAUGCAACCUAGCAAGUUGUUAGGGUCUGGCCUGAUUAUACUCUAUGUUAUAUUCCUUUUUCUUAGAAUCAGUGGUGCUACAGGUGCUGUAUCAUUUUCUGGCUUACAUUGAGUUUUUUUUCUCUUGUAUAAAAAGGCCAUAACUUUCCUGAAAAAACUUGUAGAUUUUGUAUUCUUUAUCUGAAGUUAUUGUAUGAUAAGAUGUUUCAAUAGAAAGGAAUGAUUGGGUUCUUCGUUUCCUUGAUUGUAUUAUCUCUUUAAUUGAAGUUGCACUUGGUGUAACUCAGUAU